Messenger RNA from Penicillium lagena, 1761 nucleotides. Its product is annotated as splicing factor u2af large subunit. Gene Ontology annotation, cellular component: U2-type prespliceosome; U2AF complex; commitment complex. Lineage: Eukaryota; Fungi; Ascomycota; Eurotiomycetes; Eurotiales; Aspergillaceae. Gene Ontology annotation, molecular function: poly-pyrimidine tract binding; pre-mRNA 3'-splice site binding. The record is from RefSeq and is a predicted model, not a curated record. Bases 1 to 1761 code for a protein of 586 amino acids. The transcript has 4 exons. Gene Ontology annotation, biological process: mRNA processing.
AUGAACGGUGACACCUAUUCUUCCAGAGGUACCGACCCCAUGCCUGUGGAUGCGACUGGAGCUUCCGCUAACUCGAGAUCAGAUUCUGGGCGCUCGCGCGAUCACUUUCGCGACGAGCGACGGGAGCGCGACAGAGGCGAAAGAAGACGGUCACGGUCUCCUCACCACGGACGGGGGUCGCGUCGAGAACAGGAACAGAAUUCAUAUUCGUCCAGCCGUGACUACCGUGCCAGAGAACGCGAAGACCGCUACUCCAGCCGCAGAGAUGACCGGGAAUGGGAUCGAGGAGACCGAGGAGAUCGUGGUGGUGACCGUGGUGAUCGUGGCGGUGGUGAUCGUGGUGGUGGUGAUCGUGGAGGUGGUGAUCGUGGAGACCGCCGACGCCGGGAUUUCGAUGACAGGCCUCCUCGACGGGAUUUGUUCGAGGACCGUCCUCGGCGCGGUGACCGCGGCGGCGACCGAUUUGACCGUGGCGACCGCGGCGACCGCGAUCGAGGAGGAGACAGGCGGGAGCGCAGGAGAAGCGCCACACCCCCACGGAAGAAGGAACCGACCCCCGAUCUGACAGAUAUUCCUUCGAUCCUGGAGCGGAAACGUCGCCUGACCCAGUGGGACAUCAAGCCCCCGGGCUACGAGAAUGUAACUGCGGAGCAAGCGAAGCUUUCGGGAAUGUUCCCUCUCCCUGGUGCACCCCGACAGCAGCCCAUGGAUCCCAGCCGUCUGCAGGCGUUUAUGAACCAGCCCGGUGGCUCGGCGGACAACUCGGCUCUCCGGCCUUCCAACUCACGCCAAUCCAAGCGUCUCUUUGUGUACAACAUCCCGUCUGGCGUGACAGGGGAUAGUUUGGCAUCCUUCUUCAAUCUCCAGCUGAACGGCCUCAAUGUUAUCGAAAGUGUCGACCCAUGCAUCUCGGCUCAGGUGUCCGAGGACCACUCCUUCGCGCUCCUGGAGUUUAAGUCGCCCAAUGACGCGACAGUUGCGCUGGCCUUUGACGGCAUCACCAUGUCGGAGCAUGAAGGCGACGAUGGCAAAGGAUUCGAAGUACGACGACCAAAGGAUUACAUCGUCCCCAAUGGAAGUGCCGAGCAAGAAUACCAGGAGGGCACACUGCUGAACGAGGUUCCGGACUCGCCGAACAAGAUUUGCGUCUCGAACAUUCCGGCGUAUAUCCCGGAGGAACCCGUCACGAUGCUGCUUAAGUCCUUUGGCGAGCUGAAAUCUUUUGUCUUGGUGAAGGAUGCUUCUACGGAAGAGUCGAGAGGAAUUGCUUUUUGCGAGUAUGUUGAUCCGACUGCCACCUCUAUCGCCGUCGAGGGAUUGAAUGGCAUGGAAUUGGGUGACCGUCACCUCAAGGUCGUGCGCGCCAGUAUUGGAACCACCCAGGCCGCCGGCCUGGACAUGGGUGUCAAUGCCAUGUCCAUGUUUGCCAAGACCACAUCCCAGGACCUCGAGAGCAGCCGAGUGCUGCAGCUUCUGAACAUGGUUACUGCUGAAGAACUGAUGGAUCCCGAGGACUACGACGAAAUCUGUGACGAUGUCCGUGAGGAGUGCUCCAAGUAUGGCCGCAUCUUGAGCCUGAAGAUCCCCCGUCCAUCAGGCGGCAGCAAGCAGUCGGCCGGUGUGGGCAAGAUCUUUGUCAAGUUCGAGACCGUCGAGGGAGCCACCAAUGCUUUGAAGGCGCUGGCGGGACGGAAAUUCUCUGACCGCACGGUAGUGACCACCUACUAUGGGGAGGAAAACUUUGACGUGGACGCUUGGUAA